AUGGCAGCUGGCAUACGAGUAUCGAUUGACCGUGGUGGAACCUUUUGUGACGUGAUAGCACAGCUCGAUGACCAAGACCCCGUCACUUUCAAGCUACUAUCCGUGGAUCCGGCGAAUUAUUCCGAUGCUCCUACAGAGGCUAUCAGACGUGUGCUGGAAAUGGUCGAUGGCAGGCCCAUACCCAUUGGCGAAAAACUGGACGGCUCGCGUAUCUCAUCAUGUCGCAUUGGUACUACCGUCGCAACAAAUGCCCUCUUGGAGCAGAAAGGCGAGCGAUUUGCCUUCAUCACGACAAAAGGUUUCAAGGACGUCUGUGUCAUCGGCGACCAAAGCCGACCAAAGCUAUUUGAUCUCAACGUGCGCAAGGCAAAAGCACUGCACGAUACGGUCAUUGAAGUCGACGAACGUGUGACUAUUGAGGAUUAUGAUCUGAACCCAACACCAUUGGACAAGAGAGUGGACCCCACAGACAAGAGUCUCGUCCAAACGCCAAGCGGUGAAGUCAUCCGGAUUCUGAAGAGGGUCGAUGUUGAAGAAGUUUGCCGACAACUAAAUGACCUGAAAAAUCAGGGUUAUACUUCCCUUGCCAUUGCCCUCAUGCACUCCUAUCUCUUUAAAGAUCAUGAACAACAGGUUGCUAAGAUAGCCCAGGAUAUUGGCUUCAAGUUCGUCACGUUAUCGUCGGAAACGAGUCCGAGCAUCAAGCUGCUGAACAGGAGUAACUCCACAUGCUCUGAGGCGUAUCUUUACCCAGUGAUAAGGCGAUACGUUGAGAACUUUCAGAACGGUUUCAAAGUGCUGCCAAGGACUGUGGAGUUCAUGUGCUCGGACGGCGGUUUGAAGCAGGCAAAAAGCUUCCGAGGCAACGAGGCUCUCCUCAGUGGUCCAGCUGGAGGUGUGGUUGGAAUUGCAAGAUCAUGUUUUGACGAGGAGGAAAGGACACCACUCAUCGGUUUCGAUAUGGGCGGAACUUCCACCGAUGUCUCGAGAUACGAUGGAAAAUAUGACUACUUGACGGAAACGACGAUAGCGGGAAGGCCGAUCAAUGUGCCCAUGUUGAACAUUGCGACAGUUGCAGCGGGAGGAGGCUCCAUUCUCUUCGCACGCAAUGGGCUACUGGUCGUCGGUCCGGAAAGUGCAGGGGCUCAUCCCGGCCCAGCGUGCUACAGAAAAGGAGGGCCUUUAACUGUUACCGACGCCAACCUUUUUCUUGGUCGCCUCGUGCUGUCUUCAUUUCCUUCAAUAUUCGGAGAAAAUGCGGAUAAGGCUUUAGACCCCAAGAUUGUCGCUGAGAAGUUCAAAAACAUCACAGAAGACUUCAACAAACAGACAUCACAGCAAUUGGCCCCAGAGGAAGUCGCCUUGGGGUUCCUCAAUAUUGCCAACGAAACAAUGAGUCGUCCCAUCAGGAAUACUACAGAGGCCCGAGGCUUUUCACCGGAAGCACACAACUUGGUUAGUUUCGGAGGAGCUGGCGGACAGCAUGCGUGCUCCAUUGCGGACAAACUUGGGAUCAAGCGUGUAUUGAUACAUAAAUGGUCAUCACUUCUCUCAGCAUAUGGUAUCUCACACGCUGAACUCCAAUACGAAACCCAGGAACCUUAUUCGAGCAAACUUGGCCCGGACUCUUUGGAGCCUGUUCGAAACCGCCUGGCUGGGCUUCGCACGCGAGUGGGUGGUGAAUUGCUCAGCCAGGGAGCCAGCCAAGCGUCGCUGUCUUUCGACGAGUCCUUGGUCCUGCGGUAUUUCGGUACCGACACCAGUAUCACGAUAUCAAGGCCAGCUGAUGAAGACUACGCUGCUGCAUUCACACAGUACCAUUUACGAGAAUUCGCUUUUACAUUGAAUCGGGAUAUCAUUAUUGAGUCGGUGAAAGUGAGAGGAACGGGAAGCGUCGGGCCCACGCAGCGUGAAAUGUUUCCGACACAGGAGCUUUUGGCGGUGAAAGCAGCUCCGCGCUCCACGAACCCAUCCUGCCAUCAGCAAGUCUAUCUUGACGGUUGUUGGAUGAACGUUGGUGUGUAUCAGCUCGAUACUGUCGACAAAAGCUCUGUGAUCGAGGGACCGGCAUUGAUCAUUGACAAGACGCAAACAAUCCUCGUUGAACCCAAAUUUCAUGCCUACUUCAUCACCAACCAUGUCGUCUUGGAACGAAUCGAUGAGAAGGCCUUCUCACAUGGAAGCGUCGCGCUAAGCGACAAAGUCAAUCCAAUCCAGUUGUCCGUGUUUGCCCACCGAUUCAUGGGGAUUGCCGAGCAAAUGGGCAACACACUACAGCGAACAUCAAUUUCCACAAGUAUCAAGGAACGACUUGACUUUUCUUGUGCAAUAUUCUCACCCGACGGCAAGCUUGUUGCCAAUGCUCCACACAUCCCAAUCCAUCUUGGCAGCAUGCAGUUCGCAAUACAACAUCAACACCGUCUAUGGAAAGACAGACUCCGCCCUGGAGAUGUUCUUCUGACCAAUCAUCCUCAGUGCGGUGGGACACACCUCCCAGACCUGACUGUCGUGAGCCCUGUAUUUUUUGGGGAUAGCAUUGUGUUUUAUGUCGCCUCCCGCGGCCAUCACACGGACAUUGGGGGACGAGGCAUCACCUCGAUGAUGCCUGAGUCAAAACAAUUGUGGGAAGAGGGAAUAAGCAUAGAGUCGAUGAAGAUAGUCAGUGGCGGACAUUUCCUCGAGGAUGAUAUCCGAGAAGCCUUUGCUGCAGCAGGUAAAUUUCCCGGCUGUAGCGCAACGCGACGGAUAGGGGACAAUUUAUCAGACCUCAGGGCUCAAGUCGCCUCAAAUCAGCGUGGCAUCGUGCUCCUCGGCAAGCUCUGUGACGAAUUCUCUCUUCCAGUGGUGCAUCGCUACAUGGAGGGUAUACAAGCAAAUGCAGAAUUUGCGGUUCGAGAAUUCUUCAAGAAAAUUGCCAUGGAUCAUCCUGAGCCGCUGACGGCGACGGAUUGGUUCGACGAUGGCACGGCCAUCAGCUUGAGUGUGAUAAUCGACCCCGAGACAGGAUCCGCGACAUAUGACUUUGAAGGAACGGGACCGCAGAGCUGGGGCAAUUACAACUGCCCCAUUUCCAUCACCCAUUCAGCGAUUCUAUACACUAUCCGGUGUCUGGUUGACAUAGACAUACCUCUUAACGAGGGAUGUCUCACCCCAGUUGACAUCCGCGUUCCUAAGGGCUCUAUACUCAAUCCUUCACCUACAGUCGCGGUCUGCGGCUCAACGCUGGCCAGUCAGCGCAUCGUUGAUACAAUUUUGAUGGCAUUCGGUCGAUGUGCCGCCAGCCAAGGAUGCGCGAAUAGUUUCGGUUGGGGCAUGGGUGGACGAGACCCUGAGACGGGGCAAAUUGUUCCUGGAUGGAGCUAUGGCGAGGCUUUAGGUGGAGGGGUGGGUGCCGGUCCCGGUUGGCAUGGAGAACACGCCGUGAAUGUGCACUCAACCAACACUCGAAAUACUGAUGCCGAAGUUAUCGAAAAGCGAACCGCGGUACUUGUACGCCGGUAUGGAAUUCGCGAAGGCAGCGGUGGUCUGGGGGAGUGGAACGGGGGAGACGGUACAGUCCGGGAGAUCGAGGCUCGUAUUCCCCUUAAAUUCAGCAUCCUCAGCGAUCGACGAGUGUACCAGCCAUAUGGUAUGAAUGGCGGGCUUCCGGGAAAGCAAGGCGAGAAUUAUGCCUUCAAGCUGAAUGAUAAAGGCGCAUUGGAGAAGAUUAACUUAGGAGGCAAAGCAGUAAUCAACUUGCAAGCCGGCGAGAUUAUGCAAAUUAAUACACCGGGAGGCGGUGGCUGGGGUGGGCCGAAGACAUAG
Messenger RNA from Diaporthe amygdali, 3804 nucleotides. RefSeq lists its product as uncharacterized. Gene Ontology annotation, biological process: glutathione metabolic process. The transcript is spliced from 3 exons. The record is from RefSeq and is a predicted model, not a curated record. Bases 1 to 3804 code for a protein of 1267 amino acids. Gene Ontology annotation, molecular function: 5-oxoprolinase (ATP-hydrolyzing) activity. Gene Ontology annotation, cellular component: cytosol. Lineage: Eukaryota; Fungi; Ascomycota; Sordariomycetes; Diaporthales; Diaporthaceae.